Messenger RNA from Pocillopora meandrina, 476 nucleotides. The record is from the annotation of a GenBank genome assembly. NCBI's taxonomy places the organism in Eukaryota, Metazoa, Cnidaria, Anthozoa, Scleractinia, Pocilloporidae.
AUGAUUGCUGUUGCGUCACCAUUUCUUUGUAAAAUGGAAAAUAAGCGCAUCUGCGAUGAAAAAGCAAUAUUACUUAUAAUAAGUCUGUGGGUGUUCUUCAUUUACGCUUCUGGAACAAACUUGUUUAUUUUAGUAUUAGAACGCUAUGUCGCCGUCGUGAAACCUUUGAAAUACUUGACUUUUCUGAAGCGCCGCCGAGUCAUUCAAAUGGUUCUUACCUCUUAGGGAAUUGCUUUUCUUUUUCCUUUGACUGUAUCGCUGCGAUCGAUUGGAUUCAACUAAACUGAUCAUAUCAGGACUAUCACCGGCUACUUUUAUUUGCUUUUCGAGGCAUAACUUUAAUCUUUUGUGUUGCAUCGAUGUUUCGUGUUGUUUACUGGCAGAAUUCUUAAGAUCGCUUUUUAAUUUUGCAGUUGCAGUUUAAUCAACGGGUCGUUAGUGGUAAAACUCGGAAUAUGUCAGCAGAAAAAGAGUAG